AUGCUCAUGUACAAAUAUCUGCCUUGCUCGAUCCAGAAGCUACGCGAAGCAGCAAAAGGCAAGGAACAUUCUGUGUUGAUGCAUUGGAGCAGUUUAAGAUACUGUGGCAUGGAGUACUACAUCAUGUACGCAAUGAACACACAUGGGCCACAGGGUUCUGUGAGCAUGAGCCAUUGGAUGACAGCAGUCAAGAUAAGCCGUGGAUACAGCAAGGUUCUGCUGCUCAUCAGACCCUGA
Knipowitschia caucasica is the source of this 237-nucleotide messenger RNA. The record is from the annotation of a GenBank genome assembly. NCBI's taxonomy places the organism in Eukaryota, Metazoa, Chordata, Actinopteri, Gobiiformes, Gobiidae.